AAUUAAUCCGCCUUCGUAACGGCCGCCAUUUUGACAACAGCCGUCAAUAAUUUGGUCGGUUAAAAAUAUCAUCGAACAUCGGCCGCUGUAAACCAGUAAUUACAAUUUUAACAACAUAUUUGGCACCAACAAACUAUAUUGGAAUGGCUGAUACAGACAAAUUAAAUAUAGAUAGCAUUAUAGCACGGUUAUUGGAAGUUCGAGGUACACGUCCAGGAAAAAAUGUGCAGUUGACAGAGUCAGAAAUACGAGGACUUUGCCUUAAAUCUCGGGAGCUGUUUCUUAGUCAACCCAUCCUUCUUGAGUUGGAGGCUCCUUUGAAAAUUUGUGGUGACAUUCAUGGACAGUACUAUGAUCUGUUGAGAUUGUUUGAGUAUGGAGGGUUCCCACCAGAGAGCAAUUACCUGUUCCUCGGUGACUACGUCGAUAGAGGGAAGCAGUCACUUGAAACUAUCUGUCUGCUCUUGGCAUACAAAAUAAAAUACCCAGAAAAUUUCUUCCUACUCAGGGGUAACCACGAAUGUGCCAGUAUUAACCGCAUCUAUGGGUUUUAUGACGAAUGCAAAAGACGGUACAACAUAAAAUUAUGGAAAACCUUCACAGACUGUUUCAACUGUUUACCAAUAGCAGCCAUAAUAGAUGAGAAAAUCUUUUGUUGUCAUGGUGGUUUAAGUCCCGACUUGCAGUCCAUGGAGCAGAUCCGGCGCAUCAUGCGGCCGACAGAUGUGCCCGACCAGGGCCUGCUGUGUGACCUGCUGUGGUCAGACCCAGACAAGGAGACCAUGGGAUGGGGAGAGAACGAUCGAGGUGUGUCCUUCACCUUUGGAGCAGAGGUCGUGGCCAAGUUUCUUCACAAACAUGACCUUGAUCUAAUAUGUCGUGCACAUCAGGUUGUUGAAGACGGCUAUGAGUUCUUCGCCAAGCGACAGCUAGUGACCCUGUUUUCAGCCCCCAACUACUGUGGAGAGUUUGACAAUGCUGGUGCUAUGAUGAGUGUUGAUGAAACACUUAUGUGCUCAUUCCAGAUCCUAAAACCAGCAGACAAAAAGAAGUUUCCAUAUGGUGGAUUGAAUGCAGGCCGCCCAGUGACACCGCCAAGGGGAAGUGCGAAAGGCAAGGGCAAGAUGUAGAAUGUCUCUCAAGAAUAGUGCACUGUGGGAUAAUUUUGUAGACACUUGUGUGUACAGAUCUGAUAUGAUCACACUCAUGUCUAUCGUCCAGGAAAAAAGGCUUAAAAUACCAAAAUGUGAUGGAUACGAGGAAUUUUGUUCAAAUGGUCCAACUAAUUUGUGGAUAGAUAUUACUGAUUGUUUCUAUGCUAGACUCUGUCACUAUUAUUUAUCUAGUUUUAUCUUAUUGUAGUGCAAGAAUGAAUGUGAUGUGAGAUUUCUGUGAAUAACAAGCACUGUUCAAAAUGGUUGAGUGAAAUGUGUCAUGAUCAACAUACCAGACUCCGAAUGAAAACAGAUUCGUGAACUUUAUGGUGACAUUUAUAGUUGUGUAAUGUGUUUCAUACUGCAUUAUUUAAACGGAAGUACCUGGUCGAUAAAUUUGUCUUUGUAUUGAUUAUUGAUGUGUAUGGAAAAGGAGGCUGCACCUCACUAUUAUUAGAGGCCACACCUAAUUAUUAUAAAUUCAAACUGAACCCAGUGUAGAAUACUGAUUUGUUCGCAUUGCCCCCAUCAAUGACUUUACAACCCUGUGAUAGAACGCAACAUUUUGCUGUUGUUUUUUUUGUUUUUUCAGUUAACAAACCUAUUUCUUAUUCUCACAAGUACAUGUAACAAGCUUUCUUGUUCUCAUGAUUUUAUGUUUUAUCUCGUGUAGUUUAUGGAAAGGAAUUUUAUCACAAUAUCUUCUACAAAACUGGCUAUUGAUUUCAAUAUAAUUAAUGAAUUGUAUUUCUAAUGAUUAUUUUCCAUUACUGAGAGACUCUUGUGGAAAAGGUUCGAGAGGUUGAAACAUCACUUUUGGUUGAUGCUGUGUUUAAUGGGACUGUCGUGCUGCACUCUGAGGCCCGGGGCUGCAAGGGUCUGGUCACUGUAUGUGACUACCGCUGUUUUGGAGGAAUCGGAGCCCAGUCUGACACAACACACCCAAGUGACUAGCAUACGAAGUUCACCUCGUAUAUUUGCUCUCUAAUUUGAUAUAUGUAAUGACGUUUGUAUAUUGUAAAUAAACUAUGACUAAAUACAA
Messenger RNA from Dreissena polymorpha, 2196 nucleotides. Its product is annotated as serine/threonine-protein phosphatase alpha-2 isoform. The coding region runs from base 144 to 1130 and encodes 328 amino acids. The transcript is spliced from 6 exons. Gene Ontology annotation, cellular component: cytoplasm; nucleus. The record is from RefSeq and is a predicted model, not a curated record. Gene Ontology annotation, molecular function: protein serine/threonine phosphatase activity. NCBI's taxonomy places the organism in Eukaryota, Metazoa, Mollusca, Bivalvia, Myida, Dreissenidae.